UGGACGCCCCGGGCCCGCUACCCGCCGACGCCCCGCCCCGCGAGUCCUCCCCCGCGGGCCAGCAGCCCGCCGCCGGCUGGGCGGGUGGGUGGGCGCGGGGCCGCCUCUACCAGCUGGCGGCAGUGACUCGGCGACCUUGGCCCGGAGGCUGUAGCGGAGAUCCACAGACACCCCAACGACCGCGGCGACGAGGACUUUGCCCAACGCGGGAGGCGGAGCGGAUUGCGUGUCUGCGGGCGGAGAGCAAAGAUGUUAGCCUUCGCCGCCAGGACCCUGGUGAAGCCCAUGGGCUUCCUCAAGCCCUCCUCCUUGAUGAAGACACCUGGCCGCUUCAAGGCACACCAGGAUGCGCUGCCGCGGCUGCCCAUACCUCCUCUCCAGCAGUCGCUGGAGCAUUACCUCAAGGCACUGCAGCCCAUCGUGAGUGAGGAGGAGUGGGCCCAAACCAAGCAGCUGGUAGACGAGUUCCAGGCCUCAGGAGGCGUGGGAGAACGCCUGCAGAAGGGGCUGCAGCGCAGGGCCAGGAAGACAGAGAACUGGCUGUCUGAGUGGUGGCUCAAGACAGCCUACCUCCAGUUCCGCCAGCCUGUGGUCAUCUACUCCAGCCCAGGGGUAAUGUUGCCCAAGCAGGAUUUUGUGGAUCUGCAGGGUCAACUCCGAUUUGCUGCCAAACUCAUUGAGGGAGUGUUGGAUUUCAAGGUCAUGAUUGACAAUGAGACUCUGCCUGUGGAGUACCUGGGGGGGAAGCCCCUCUGCAUGAACCAGUACUAUCAGAUCCUGUCCUCUUGCCGCAUCCCAGGCCCUAAGCAGGAUUCUGUCAGCAACUUCAGCAAGAUGAAGAAACCACCCUCACAUAUCACCGUGGUGCACAACUACCAGUUUUUUGAGUUGGACGUGUACCACAGCGAUGGGACACCCCUCACCUCCGACCAGAUUUUCGUGCAGCUGGAGAAGAUCUGGAAUUCGUCAUUGCAGACCAACAAGGAGCCCGUGGGCAUCCUCACCUCCAACCACCGUAACUCCUGGGCCAAGGCAUAUAACACCCUCAUCAAAGACAAGGUGAACCGAGAGUCAGUGAGCUCCAUCCAGAAAAGCAUCUUCACCGUGUGCCUGGAUGCACCCAUGCCCAGAGUGUCUGAGGACGUGUACCGCAGCCACGUGGCUGGCCAGAUGCUGCAUGGGGGUGGCAGCAAGCUCAACAGUGGCAACCGCUGGUUCGACAAGACGCUGCAGUUCAUCGUGGGAGAAGAUGGCUCCUGUGGGCUCGUGUAUGAGCAUGCAGCAGCAGAGGGACCCCCCAUUGUCAGCCUUGUGGACCAUGUGAUCGAGUUCACGAAGAAGUCUGAAUUCGUGCGGUCUCCCAUGGUGCCCCUGCCUAUGCCUAAGAAGCUGCGGUUCAACAUCACACCCGAGAUCAAGAAUGACAUUGAGAAGGCCAAGCAGAACCUCAGCAUCAUGAUCCAGGACCUAGACAUCACAGUGAUGGUGUUCCACCACUUUGGAAAGGACUUCCCCAAGUCAGAGAAGCUGAGCCCAGAUGCCUUCAUCCAGAUGGCCCUCCAGCUUGCUUACUACAGGAUCUACAGGCAGGCGUGUGCCACGUACGAAAGCGCCUCCCUGCGCAUGUUUCACCUGGGCCGCACAGAUACCAUCCGCUCAGCCUCUGUGGACUCACUGGCCUUUGUCAAGGCCAUGGAUGACUCUAAUGUGACGGAGCACCAGAAGGUGGAGCUGCUACGGAAGGCUGUGCAGGCCCAUCGAGGCUAUACCGAUCGAGCCAUCCGUGGGGAGGCCUUUGACCGGCACCUGCUGGGCCUAAAGAUGCAGGCCAUUGAGGACCUAGUGAGCAUGCCCGACAUCUUCAUGGACACCUCCUACGCCAUCGCCAUGCACUUCCACCUCUCCACCAGCCAGGUACCUGCCAAGACAGACUGCGUCAUGUUCUUUGGGCCUGUGGUCCCUGAUGGCUACGGCGUCUGCUAUAACCCCAUGGAGGCCCACAUCAACUUCUCCCUCUCCGCCUACAACAGCUGUGCAGAGACCAAUGCUGCCCGCCUGGCACACUACCUGGAGAAGGCGCUGCUGGACAUGCGUGCCCUGUUGCACAGCCACCCUCGGGCCAAACUCUGAGUCCCCCAGACACAGGCCUACCAAUGCCACAGCCAAGCCCACCUUGGGAUAACCAGGGCUCAGCCCCUUUGUUCUCUUAUCCCCAUUCCCCCAGAUGUGACUGAGCCAGGGCUAGCAUCCUUUAGUGGGGCCUGUAGGCCCAAGCGAAGUGCCUUCCAUGGGUUGUCCCCAGCACCUGCUGCAUCAUAAGUCCCUGGGCAGAGUAAGAGGCUAAGAGGGGCACAGCCCCAGGCUCUGCAUGUCAUCCACUGAUACCUCCUCUUGGGAAGGGAACCAGUCUAGUCCAUUUUGGCCAGAGCAGGAGAUUGACGAGCUCCUUUUCUGAGGCCACAUGCGUCUUCUCCAGACCAGGGUAAGGAUUAUCUGAGGCCGAGGAGCUCUGGGCCUCCCUGAGGACUUGUCCACACCACAUCAUUGGGUCCUAUCCUCUGUGUGGGGGGACCAUAUUCUUCUGGAUGGUGUAGCCAUGAGUCUAGUCCUCUUGUUUCCACUCAGAUUGGCUCCUGCACCACGGUGGUGGUCAUACAUUAACAUACAGGGUGAUUAAUAAAGGGAUGUGUUGGUGAA
Otolemur garnettii (small-eared galago) is the source of this 2697-nucleotide messenger RNA. It is a transcript of the gene CRAT, whose product is annotated as carnitine O-acetyltransferase. Gene Ontology annotation, molecular function: carnitine O-acetyltransferase activity. Gene Ontology annotation, cellular component: peroxisome. Lineage: Eukaryota; Metazoa; Chordata; Mammalia; Primates; Galagidae. Bases 250 to 2130 code for a protein of 626 amino acids. The transcript has 14 exons. The record is from RefSeq and is a predicted model, not a curated record. Gene Ontology annotation, biological process: carnitine metabolic process, CoA-linked.